AUGAACAAUCAACUAAAUUAUUUUACGCCUUCAAACUUUACAAGACCAAAUACUGAAGUCAAUUGGGCCCAACUAGCACAAAGAUGGAUUUAUUCACAUCAAAUGCAACAACAGCAACAGGCCUUCAUUCCUCCACCACCUGGGCCUUUCCCACAACAGCCGCCUCCACCACUUAUUCCACCGGCUCAUCCGCCUCAUGGUCAUCCAGCUGGUCCUCACAUGCCAUAUCAUCAAUUUGAACGUCCUCCGCAAUAUCAUCAGCAACACUUUUCUCAUCCGCCUCCUCCGCUUAAUCAUUGGAGACAGCCAUGGAUACCACCUCCUCCAAACUUGGGAUAUCCUCCGCCACGUUAUCCACUCAAUGCACUUACAUCGUCUUCGGAAUCUUACCCAACUAAUUUGCAAAAUCAAUCGAAUGACGAUGAAGAGUAUCAAGCCCAUUACGACCCUUCACUUGAUCAAGAUGACUCUACGGAAUGUUCUCAACGUCAACCCCAGGCUGAAACUGACUCGAGUAAUUUACCAGAAGGUGCAAUGAGUCAUUGGAUGGUUGAUCAGCCUUGGGCUUCUGGAGUUUAUAAUUCCAAUUAUAUGCCUGUUAUUGAUAUGCAAAUGCGUAAGAAACUUCCUUAUUGGAUUCUGGAAGGGUUGGAAAAAGCUGAAAAAGAAAAGAAGAAAAAACAGGAAAAGGAAGAAUUGGAAAAACGCAAAAAGGAAGAGGAAGAAGAAAAAAGGAAAAAGAGGGAAGAGAAAGGGCUUGGGAAAUUUGAUUCUGAUAGCGAAGAAGAAGAGGAUGGUUCUUCCAAUGGUGAAGUAAAAAAGCAAAAUGGGAAGAACUCUCCUAUCAUUCCAGAGAAGCGCCAAUUUCGAGAAUUUGUCCAAGAAGAAAUUGAGGAUACUCGAACAGAGGAGGAGCUGAAAGAGGAAGCGAUUGCAUUGAUGAGAAGUCUAAUAACUAGCGUACUCUUGAGUGUUACAAAUCGAGAAAUUGAACGUAUUGCUGAAGAACAACUUACAAAAGAGAAGAAUAAAGCACAACCAAAGUUACUUGCGAAAAGCUCGGCACUUGCCGCAUUGACUUCUUUAUUCGAUGAUGAAGGUGAUGAUGAAUCAAGCACUGAUGGAGAAGAUUCUUCUCCAAACAAAAAUAUUUGUAAAAAUUUGGAACAAAUUGGACAGCCGCCAAUAGAGGAAGGACUGAAUAAAGCAGAAGAAAAUUCUGUGGUUUUUAAGGUACCAUUGGCCCCGCAACCGAGGAGUGCUACAAAAUUGGAACUGUCGCAAGAUGAGAAAUUGGAAAAGCUAAAAAAGUUUAUAGAAAAGAACAAGGAUGAGGAAUCCAAAGAUGAGAGAAGCAAGGAAAUUAAAAAGGAGCCGAAUUCAACAUCCAAGAUGUCGUCAGUUUGCCUUCCCGCCAUUCUCCAAAUAAAGAAAAGGAGCGAGGUAAGGAAUCAGAUCGUGAUCACCGAAGAAGGGGUGGCGGGGAAAGAGAAUCUUCUUCUUCCAGUGGAAGGCGUGAUCGAAGCAAGGAGCGCAAAAGGGAAAGAAGUCGAGAACGGGGAGAUGAAAGGUAUAGUAAAGAAAGAGGUGGAAGGAAGGAAUAUGAAAGGGAUAGAAAUAGGGAGAGUACAAGAAGACGUUCAAAGAGUCGAAGUCCUAGAGAAAAAAGAUACAAAAGUUCGCAUCACAAUCGUUCUCCAAGACGUUGAAUUUUUUUGUUUUGGUAAUUUAAUAAAUUUAAUUUUAUUCUAG
Molecule: messenger RNA, 1752 nt
Organism: Meloidogyne enterolobii
Lineage: Eukaryota; Metazoa; Nematoda; Chromadorea; Rhabditida; Meloidogynidae
Source: the annotation of a GenBank genome assembly